Molecule: messenger RNA, 1050 nt
Organism: Parastagonospora nodorum SN15
Lineage: Eukaryota; Fungi; Ascomycota; Dothideomycetes; Pleosporales; Phaeosphaeriaceae
Exons: 2
Coding region: 1-1050 (349 amino acids)
Source: RefSeq, a predicted model, not a curated record
AUGGCUUCAGCCACCGGGGUACCUUUAGUGGUAGAACCUAGAUCUAAUGCCCUCCGCUGGAUGGAUCUGCAGCCUAUUCAUCUAAACGAGCUACCACCACAUGCUGGUAUACCCGCUGAAAGUACAAAAUCAGGACUCACGCUUUCUGCUUUCCUCAACUCUGUGCUCACUGAAGCUUUUGAGAUCAAUCUUGAUGGUGAUGAAUGGAUAUCUCACGGCCGCUGGCCAGGUGCUCGACCCGACUACGUCAAGAUGCCGCCAUUCUCAGGAACGGCGUCGGAUCCUGACAUAAACGUACUACUUCAUGUUGACAAAAGAGCAUCGGGCAAAGAUAGCUCUGCUUGGUUGGCUAGGAAGUCAAACCACUCAGCACUCGACAUACAAUGCUCUGAAUUGGACACGCUGUUGGCCCAGGACCAUUGCCGUAAAGAAGCCGAGUAUACGCCAAGUGUGCUCGAGGCGAACGAAAUUUUGAAGUGGAGUGCGGAAGAUUUGGAGAAGGCCGUCGCGGAAUUGAAACCUGAGUGGAAAGUGGGAUCGGUCCAAAUGUCCAUCUACCAGAUGUUUCACGAAAUGCCAAAAGCUCUUGGCCUCUCCCUUCUCCAAAACAGAGUCUUCCAUGUCCUCUGCAUAACCGCCCAUUCAACGUCUCCAUCAAAUUCACUCUCCCUAUCUCACACCCUCCAACUACCCAUCAACUUUGCAUCCUUCGCAUCCAUCUCCUCCAUAACGUCAAAAAGUCACAUCAAUCCGACUUCCCUAAAGUACAACAACUCUGGCGCCACUGACAGGCAGAAGAAGCAAAACGGCAACAAAUUCACAGAGGGCGUGUACGUGAGUUUGGAGAGAUUAUGUGAGGGAUCAGCCGAGGGAGAGCAUCGGUGGGAUAUGAUGACAAAAAGUGAUGCAAAAGGCAUCACGAAGAUUGCACCGUGGAGUACGAGAAGGAAGGAGACGCUGAAUGCAGUGGCGGAGGAUGUCAAAUAUGUGCUUGAUGAGAUUAAGAAGAGAAGGAGGGCGGAGCGAAGAAGUGCGGGAGCGACUGGGUAG